Molecule: messenger RNA, 712 nt
Organism: Ylistrum balloti
Lineage: Eukaryota; Metazoa; Mollusca; Bivalvia; Pectinida; Pectinidae
Product: actin-related protein 2/3 complex subunit 3-like
Exons: 7
Coding region: 1-540 (179 amino acids)
Biological process (GO): Arp2/3 complex-mediated actin nucleation; regulation of actin filament polymerization
Cellular component (GO): Arp2/3 protein complex; cytoskeleton
Molecular function (GO): actin filament binding
Source: RefSeq, a predicted model, not a curated record
AUGACUUUCAACCUUUUGCCUCACCAUUCUCAGUUUCUCAAUCCGCCAAAGAUAGUAGGGAACGUGGCGCUAUGUCCUCUGAGGACGAGCUUCAAGGGACCUGCUCCACAAGAUUCAAGUGAUUUUGAUAUAGUGGACGAAGGAAUUCAUUAUUUUAAAGCAAACAUAUUCUUUAGAAACUACGAAAUAAAGAGCGAAGCGGAUCGGACUCUGAUUUAUAUCACUUUGUUUAUAUCCGAGUGUAUCAAAAAAUUACAAAAGUGUACGUCGAAGAAGCAGGGACAGCGAGAGAUGCACACCCUGGGACUGAAGAAGUAUCCCAUUCCUGGAGAAUCCGGUUUUCCUUUAAAUGCGUUGUAUGCCAAACCAUCUCGCAGCGAGGAAGAGACCAUGCGGGCAUAUCUCCAACAGAUCCGACAGGAAACAGCAGUUCGUAUGUGUGAAAAAGUAUUUGAAGAUUCUGACAAACCAAGCAAGUGGUGGACAUGCUUUGUGAAAAGAAAAUUCUUGGAGAUAAGUUUAUCUCCCCCAGGACAGUAAUACAAUGAAAAAGAAAAAUACUGUAGUAUUGUGUCGUGUGUCGGAAAACAUCUAUCGGGGACUUGCAACAAGACAGAUAUUUCUGGGCUUCCAUGUUGCUAACCAGUAUCUGAUCUGUUGUUUAUUAUAUAUUAAUUUUUUUUGUGAGCAGACAUACUAGAUACUCAGUCAC